AUGCCUAUUGGCCUCCAUUCGCACUCUACAUUCAGCCUCGCUGAACUUUAUGAUGCUCUUUACCAACGUACCUGCGCAAUUUCAGACUGUUCCAACACUGCAAAGUACAUCAACAUGGGCAGUCUAGUACGCGUUUGCGAGACCUGUGUCUAUCCAAGAGUUUGGUGGAUUAUCAAGUCAUUCGCAUCCAACUACUACUGUGCCCAGAAAGUGCGAACGAGCGAGCAUACGGAAGAGAACGAGAAACCACUGGAGAAAGAAGUGACAGCAUACAAGGUACAGAUGGAUGAACGCAUCGACUUCGUCGAAGUUGGUGUUUUGGAGAGGAGAGGUAGAGGUAUUGAAGGAGUUCUGGGAAAGGGGAUCAACGACGGAGACUUGGACAGACGGUGGGCUGGUGGCUCGGCUUAG
Molecule: messenger RNA, 411 nt
Organism: Alternaria burnsii
Lineage: Eukaryota; Fungi; Ascomycota; Dothideomycetes; Pleosporales; Pleosporaceae
Exons: 1
Coding region: 1-411 (136 amino acids)
Source: RefSeq, a predicted model, not a curated record